Messenger RNA from Pomacea canaliculata, 11008 nucleotides. Its product is annotated as transforming growth factor beta receptor type 3-like. Lineage: Eukaryota; Metazoa; Mollusca; Gastropoda; Architaenioglossa; Ampullariidae. Bases 672 to 3191 code for a protein of 839 amino acids. The transcript is spliced from 16 exons. The record is from RefSeq and is a predicted model, not a curated record.
GUAGGGGAGUGUAUGGGCACGUUCGAGCACUGGCUUCGCCUUUUUGUCCCGCUUUCACUUUCACGGUGCGGACGCGAACUCGGCGAACAAAUUGCAUUUCUUUUCAACAGACAUUCGCUCGCUUGACUGCUCGUCAAUAGAUGGCACUGCUCCCCAAGGUCGUGACGUCACAGCGCCAUAUAUGGAAUGGGGUUAAUAAAGCUGGAUGUAAAUGACAACAAGAGAUCGCGGAGAGAGAGAGAGCUGAGAGCAGUGUUUUGAGGCCUGUGAGAUCUGUGACCCGCUUAUAGCCGCUCGUGUGUGGUGUUGUGUGUGUCGUGCGCGCCCGUGCACAUGCAGGGCCAGCGCGCACAGUUGAAUUAUCACUUCUCGUGUGACUAAUAUCUCCAAAACACAACCAGACUAACCCCCUCGCUCUCUUCCCCGCCUUCAUCGCACGUGGAGUAUUUGCGAAGGAACUGCGAGCGGGGAGACUUGUUUUUCCUUGCUUUCCAGAUACGCUGAACUUUUAGUGCGGGUGGUGUAGUGUGGUGUCGGUGGUGUUGGCUCCAAAACCUUCAUUGUACUUGGCUGUAGCAAGGGUCGAUUAGUCAACAAAAACAGACUAUGUCGGACAGCUUCUCGCAUGAAACGUUUAUCAUCCUGAGUUGUGUCCUGUUGGGUCUGUCAGUAUGUUAAGACACUCGCUACUUGUGCUUUUUCUGUGGAUUUUAUGUCCUGGAAACAACAGAGCCGAAGAACAGGCACAAAGGACCUGUGAAAUUUCACAAAGCAACAAUCCACAUUAUGUAGUGGCAUACAUCAGAGACUAUCGGCCUGGCCGGGGCUGCUACUCCAACAGCUCAUCUCGCUCCCACCAGCAUGUUCAUGUUAUCAGCCUCAAACUCAGAGAUCAUGGCAGUGGGAAGUCAAGACGUAAUGUGGUUCUGAAGAUUGAGCCCAAGAACUUCCAAGACUUGCAAGACUCAAUCUCCUCCACCAAAGACAUUAAGGACCUGCAGCUUCAUGAGCGGCAGGUGGCGUUCAUCCUCAACUCCCAGCACCCAGUCAACUGGCAAAUAGAAACGUCCAUGAAAUUCCAGCCGCAUACCAGACAGCAUUUCUUUAUUCCGCGCCACUCGACAGUAAGGUUCAAGAAGCGGCGAACGCGCGUGCUGAUGCGGAAACGUCACAAGGCCAUGCCCAGUCCGUCGGACGAACACAACUUCCUGAAGUGGGUGCGCACGCACUUCGGCGCCGUGACGUCCUACAGUGAGGUGGAUGGCGACCGGCUGCUGUUCUUCGUGGGGCAAGCAGAAGGAACAAGCUCUGAGUGCCUAUUAAACGCCAUGAUGCCCAGUCCUUUUGCCUUCAUUGCGGAUAUGGAAAGACAGAAGAACGUAAAAGGAUGCGUGCCAUCUGGGAUGCAUAGUGUUCUCGAGAGGCCUGUGUACAUUAUUGAACUGGAGGACAUUCCUCAGAAUGUAGUGAUGUCUCCUGACCGACAAGUAGAGUUGGAUAUCAUGCCAGCAGAUGGCAAGAAGGUGGAACAUGACUUUUACCUUGUGCUGCGAUCCCCACACAAUGUUAAGUGGAUACUGCGUAGCCAUCGUGUCCAGGGAUGGAUUGAUGUAGUGACGGAUGCUGAUGUUGAUCUGCGAGGGAUUCGCAUGCAUACCGUUGCUCUGCGCCGAGAGGAAAUGGUGGCUUCGGGUGUAGACCUCAUUCGUUGGGUGGACUACUACAUUGCUUAUGUACAAGCUUACACGCUUGUCAGCAGUGCCAAUGUGGUGCAUCUUCUUCUGCCUUCAGAUUCCUCAAAAACCAACACAAACCAUUUGCAAAGUGGCCAGAACCAUGGAGGGCUACCCACGAAGGAGGGAAAUUCACCGAAUCGUCACUCCACAGACAUGAGGGAAGAGCUCAAGAACAUCAUCAAGACCCGCUGCGACAACAAUGUCAUGGAGGUCACUUUGCCGACCCUCCUGACUCAGGCAAGGGAACUAGACUUGUCGGUGGAACAGUUGUCAUUGCUGGACGGCAGUUGCCGAGCUACCAAGAACCGGACAGAUGUCAUCCUUCGCACAGAUCUGGACAAAUGCAGGACCAGCAAGAUUACAGUGGAUGACAUCGAUGUGUAUUCAAAUGCUAUUGUUAUUCACGCAUCAGGUGUUGUUGGUGCCCUGCUUGAAGAGGAGCUGGGAAGUGGGUACUUUGAUUUGCAGGCCACAUCUGGCUCAGGCUGGUCAGAUGCUAACGGCGAAGGCUCAGUCACAACAUACAUCGAUGAUGAGGACUUCACGGCUCACAAGGUGGAGAUAGACGUCCAGUGUAGAGUGCCACGAGCUUCAGUUACCGCUGGGGCAGAGGAGCAGAGUACCAGAUCUUCAGGCCAGACUAGUGGCUGUGGAAUCAGCGUGUACACAGACCCCUUCCUAGUGCAGAAAGUCUCAUCUUUUCCUCUGACAGUCAGUUCUUUUAAGGGUGUCUACAUAAUCAGCAGUGCUCCAGCUGAUUGGCAGUUGCAUGUGCUGCUGGACAGUUGCUGGGUGUCUAGAUGGUCGAACCCCUUCAGGUCAGACCCAGAUCAGAUAGACCUUGUCCACAAUGGCUGUUUGCGCUCACCCAAUUUGGACUGGUUUAAACCAGAUAAAUACUUUAAGCAAGUCCAGUACAGUCCAUCUGGACUGGUGAUUAACAGGAUUUUGAGUCAUGGCUCCUACCUCCACUGUCAGCUGUCUACUUGUCAUGAAGAGACUGGAUCUGCUGAGCAAAAGUGUCCUCCUGAGCCAGCUGAUAGAUGUAACUCCGGGGUACUGCCUAAUGUUUUCCCACGGCUGGACACUAAGACCUGUGGUGUCUACACUGUAGGGCCUUUGGAGAUCACUGCCAGUGAUAUACAGCUCAUGCCAGAUUCAGACCAGACCUCAAAACCUUUCAGCAUCACUAGCAGCAGAAGCAGCACAGCAGGAAGGGGUCCGGAAGGUCAGGGUCAAUCAAGUCAUCAAUCACAGCAGAGUGUUGUCAUUGAAGGCCUGGACUCCGGAACUGUUGUUGGCAUUGCAUUUGCAGCUUUUGCCAUUGGAAUCUUACUCACUGGGGCUCUGUGGUUCAUACACACACAUACCAGUCCCACAAAAAGGGGGAUGUCUAGCAUGGGAGCAGUCAGCGGAGAUGUCACUCCCAACUCGUCAUCACCUAUUUCAGCCUGAAACAGAAAAGCUGUACCUCCAAAUUUGACCUCAACCUCAAUCUGUAAAAAAAUUAAAAGGAAAAAACUCAGGGAAUGUGAAAGGAAAAAAAACCCCAAAACCAUUUGCUGCAAAUUUGCCCAGUCUGUAGCCAACUGUAAAAAAAAGCCCAGGAAGUCAUUUUUUUUCGAAAGUCCACAACAUUUGAGAACAAGCAGGACUGCUUGCUGUGGACAUGCCCUAUCAUCAAAAGCAAGAUCCUGCAGUUUUCAGUUAUCACUCUCAUGCAGAUGAAAAUCAGCGCAAGAUUAACUUUGUGAUUGCAUGACCUUAUUGAGAGUUAUCUUUUUUCAAGGUGGCUAAGCAGGAAACACCAUCCAGUGUCUGUGUGAUUGCUUCAAGGUUGUUGAUGUGGAGACAGCAGCUGAUGAAGUUUGAUGAAGGAGGCAUCCAUUUAACUUUAUCCUAAAAAUUUAAGAGGGUGACAAUGAAAGACAAACCCUGCACAAAAUACACCUUUAAAAAAAAGACAUCCUGGUAGAUAUUUAUCAUGAUGGGCAGUGUACAUAUUGCAGGACUCAGUGGCCAGAAGUCACAAGGGACUAUUGACGGUUAGCUUAUGACUUCAGCUUCUGCCUUUGUGCUAAUGCAAUUCAGUUGUGUUCAGAGUACGGGUACACUUUACUGUCAAAAAAUAAUUUUUAUUCUUUCAGCUUGUAUCCUUUUCGGUAUCUGCUCAAUUAAAAAUGAGCACUUUUGGUGUGAAGGGGGAGGGAACAAAGCCUCACCACAGAUUACUGCUUUUCUACAAAAAAGGAUGCCUCCACUGUGCAUUACAGACCUCAGAGACCGUUCUGGUGGAACACAUGAAGUUCACCAAAGUGGUUCAUGAUUUUUAUCUUCCAUUGAACUGUGACAGGAGCUGUUGUGAGGUAUCAUUAGCAUUUCAGGGAUUUUUUUUUUUUUUUGUUUGGAAUCCUACAGGGAAAUAUUUUGCUUUGUGAGAAUGUGCUUAAGUUAUUACAUUCAUUUGCAGGAUGAAAUCUUGAAAUCGUAGUAGGUGAGAACAUUAGAGUGACAGACCUUUAGAGCACUUUUGAGGUUUGCUAUUAUUCUGCAUUUACCACUGGAGGAUAACUCCAAGAUAAGCAAACUCUUCUGUGCACUUGAGCAGAUAAUGCAGGCAAAGAAAAAAAGAAAAAGAAACCUCUCCUAGUUUGAAAAAACAGACUGUGUGCCAGUAUAUCAGUCCUUAAUGCAGCAGUAUGCGCAUAAAGUCAAGUCACUUCUGGAUCUGAACUAUGGUGUGGGUACAGUUACAAGCCAUGGAAAUAGCUAGUAGAGUGCACAAGGUUUUCCCAGUAUUCAGGUCUGUGACAGCAAGUUUUGUCUGUGAUGUGAAAAGAAAAUGUUCUCAUUGCUGUUACAGUCUUGCGCAUGGUCAAACCUUGUUAGCAUCAUGCCUGGCCUUCCAUUCACAACCUGUGUAUGAGAAAAAAAGGAAGGAAACUCACUAAAACAAAAUGUGAACAAUAUACCAGAGGCCAAUGGUUUUUGCAAGAUCAAUGAUAUUAUAUUUCUUGAUCCAGUUUUAAGGUUGCUGAUUUUGUCAUUUUAUAUAAAGAAAAGUAUGCUGUAAUUCAUCAUUUUUUUCCAUAAACUAUGUUAAAGAUCAUCAUGUUUAUACACACUGUGUACUCAAGUAAUAAUCUGCUUUUUUUUUUUAAGACACGUGCAUUUGCAGCACUAGCAGUGGUUGGUCAGAAAGGCCCCUAACGCUAUGGACUUCUGUGCAGCUUAAUAAUGGGCCUUAACUCAGAUAAUCACACAAACCAGGAAGCAAAGAAAGAGAAUAAUUUAGAGGAAGGUACAUGCCUUUAAUUCCUUGUACAUUGUUGAUGAUAGUGUUUGAUAGACAAGACCACAGUGAUCAACCUCUUCACCUCCUGACCACUGGAAAUUAUGGCGUAGUGAAGUAGUCCUUCAAAAACGAUAGUUUGGAGGAUUUUGAAUAAAAAAAACUUUGGAAAUUGGAAACAGCAUCAAAUUCAGAAAAAGUGAACACUACAGGAGCAUGUAAAAAGAUGUCAGUAAAUUUGAGAAUCGAUCUUGUUAUGACUGCCACUACAGCUGUAGCUGUUAAGUAAUCUUAAGAAAAUUGUCUAGACAAAUUCUUAUUUCCAGAUAUUCUAAUGAAGUAAACAUCUUGGAGUGGCAUCAAAACUGCUGUAGGGUUUAAAUUGUUUAGCAACUCUUGCCAGAUGUGUUGGUAAUCUGUGACCCACCACCACAGAAUGAGAGAUUUUGCACAUUUUGUAUUUUUAAAAUGUACAGGUUUGGGGAUUUCAUUUGAUGCUAAAGUUGUUCUCCUAGUCCUAAAAUUCAGUUUGAAGGUUUGAGGUGUGCAAGACCGAUGGCACAAAGUUGACCCUAAUCACCUUUCUAGGCCUCUUUUACGAAACUGCUCUGUACGACUUAAGAGUCAUGUCAUGGUGGUGGAUCACGUAUGAUCAGCCAAGGGAACACAAUUUGGAGAAUCACAUUUGCAGAAACAUUUCUUCCUCAGAAGGUGGUAAUUUAUUACUUGUGACUAACAGCUCUCCUGUCACAAAUGUUGCAGAAAAGGUCAUUUCAAACUACUCUCUUCCACAGAACAGUAGUUUAAUCUACUAAAAUGAUAGUUAUGUCUACUUUUUAAAUUGUUUUCUUCUUGUAAGUGUAUUUUUAUUACGUAACUUUCAGCAGUCAUUACCACCACAGCAUUUCGUGUUUUUAUACAUCUAUUACAAAUCAAUACAAGAAAUCAGCUCAAAAUAGUGACAGUAUUUUCUCACCCUUUUUGUUACAUAAUAAAUGAAUAAAGACAUAAAACAAAAGAUUAACAUGAAAUUAAUAUCGAUUCAAGUGGAAGGGUUGACCUUUUAAUUUGCUAUGUACUUAACACUGAUCAGACAAGGAAAUAUUGAUUUUUAUUUAACCAGCAGUCAUGUUAGCGGGAUACCCUACUUGUAUUUUGAUAUUGUAUGCUAUUUAAGAGAAAUACUGAGCCAGUUUGUUGUGUGUAAUGUCUUUCACAAAAAUAAGGCCUACUUCACUAAAUGCUUUUAAAGCAGAUAACUUCUUGCUGAUCUGAUUUUAACCGUUAAAGUUGCUAAAAAUUUUGUGCUCAGGGGUAGUUGUAAGCUCCUUGUAAGAACCUCAUCAAAGAAUUUAUGCUUAAGGACAGAGCAUUUUGUAAGAUCUUGGAAAAUCUUUGUAAUUUUACUUCCACGGAUGCUUUCAUGACUGUGAUUCAUUUUAUAUAUUAAAUUUAACAUGGAAGUAUUUUAGACAGUUUUAGAGUUUACCAUUUAUUGUUAUGUAAUGAGUACAUGUACUUAAUUAAAAGAAAAAAUAUUGCCAAAAAGAACUAAAGAAAAGGCUAUUGCCAGAAAAUAAUUCACCUGUGAGUUAUCUGUCUUUUACUUGCAUGGUUUCUUAUAUGUGUGGAGGGGGGAUUAUUCAACAUAUGUUCAGUUUUAUAAUAAUGAUAUUUUGAAAGGCACAAUAUGCUGCAUUAGCUCUUGUGUUGCAUUAUUACACUACUGAUCACUUAUAGAAACAAAGAAAGACGGACGUUAGUAUCGGUGAUGUUUUGAUAGACACCAUCAUUGAAAAUUUAGGGAUGUAACAGAUUGAAAUAAAAAAUUGCAGAUAAAUUUCUAUGCAUACUUCAAGAAGAUUGAUAAGUGACAACAUAAAAAGAAAGUUGAUUUCAAUAAGUGUUUAUUAGUAUUUUGCAGCUGUUUUGGAAGACACUGUUCUGUAAUGCAGUUAAUGAAUGUUAAUGAAAAUUAACAUCCUAUAAGAAUUUGAGAGAUUCAACCAUUUUAAAGUACUCGACUUUAGUAAAGCUCACAGACUUGGAUAUUUUCGUAUAUAGGUGCCAAUCUGUGUCUAAAGUCAUACCACCAUCACCAUCCCCCACCUCCCUGAGUUCCUUGCAUGAAGAAAAUUUGGAGAAAACGUUAAUUUAAAAUGUGGGUUGUAUUUUUUUUUAUUAUUGUUGAAGUAGUUAUCUUAAAGAUAGCUAUAGCAAAAAAGUUAUAUCUGAGACUAAUUGUUGAUAACAGGAAGAGCUUGGUAUUCACAAGAAUAGAAGAGAGGUUAUAAUGUAACAGUGUAAUGAGAAGUAUGAUACAGCAGCAAGUGGCAGGAAGGACGGUUACAGAGUUGGUAGGAAGCUGUUUUUGGUUGAAGUGAUGUUCACCUGAAAGUUUUGUUACAUUUUGUUAAAUGAGGGAGUCACAUUGCAGCAGGCUGUGUAUUCUCAGCUGUACCUACCUCUCUUCAGACAUUUUUUAAAAUUUUCUUAGCUGAAGCAAGAUGAUUCUAGCAGCUAAAAACACGCUUCUCACAAAGAGGCAGCAUAAGAAAAAUCAUUUUGCCUUCAUCACGAGACUCAGAUAACAUGUAAUUUUGUUAUAACUCAGGACAAACAAAAGUUUGCUUGAUAUGGAUUUUUUCCUCCUUAAAAUUAGGUUCUGUUAAUAGAUCUGAAGAGACACAACUAAAUGUGUUAUUCUUUUCACCUGGAGAUGUUCACCUUUUUCUUCUAGAAUAAAACAGCUGAUGAGGAUGACGUUUCAGACAUGGCUAAUUUAACACAGGCAGCUGCUUGAUGUCUUGGACAGGAGAGCUUGAAUAGUGGCGAGAUAACUGCCAUUAUCUCUCUACCUCGGGGUUAGAUGUUGUUAGGGCAGAAAAGCCAGAGUUAUGAUGUCAUUUACCUUCUGUAUGCACAUGCAUGCUGUAACUCCCAGACAUCUGUAAAUACACACACAUAUAAAUGUCCUGUACAAUAAGAGUUGGUCAUUGAAUUUCAUUGGAUGUGAGAUUCACUGUAGUAUUUUUGUCUGUUUUAAUAACAAUGUGAACUUUGUGUGGUGGUGACAAAGCAUUAUGAUGUUGGCAUAGUCCUAUGUUUCAUCUAUGGUCUUCAAUCCCGUUACCUUGUAUUACAACAUUGCAGCGUAUAUAUAUAUAUCUGUUUGUCUUUAUCUUUUCCCAGGCUCCGGUUGCAUUCUUUCACCUCAUUGGUUUUUGUUUGUUUGAUUCUUUUUUUAAAAUACAAGGAGAGCAGGGAUAUAUUUGCUAUUAGUGGAUAAGAGGCAGAGCGUGGUAUUUGCAUCUUUUGUUGUUCGUGUUGUAAUGUUGGCAGAACAUAAGAUUGUUUUGAUCUUUUACCUUUAUAGCAUUAACCACUGUGGAAAUUUUAUUUCCUCCAAAAGCAUCGAUUGUUGUGUUGCCUUAUUGUUGAGCCAGUACUUUCGGCCUUUUUGUUUGUUUGUUAAAUUAAGCAUACAGGGUUGUCUUUUAAUUGCUUUGAACACCUCGAAAUUACUGGUAUAAGUAAAGACACAUUUUACCUCAUUAAAGUGCUUGCUUUUAAAAAUAUUUAAUUCAUUGUUUCCAAAAAUGCUGUUUGUUAACAACUGCUUCAGAAAUAUGUCUCUUAUGUAUGGUGGUCCGUGGGUCUUGAGCAGGUUUUAGCUAAAGCAGUUCACAUAGUUGGAAAAGUUCCUAGUCCAGAUCUGUGCUGAAAUUCAGUGUAGGGCCAUUAAGCUGCGCUCCAGUAAUCCGUGAAUUUGUUUAAGCCAUGCAAAAUGCUUGGAUCUCAAUUUUUUGACACUAUAGAUGGUAUGAACCUGGACAUGGCCUCUCAAACACUUGAGACAGGUGUUGACAGCUGUCAUUUUGGCAUUUCAAAUGUCCGCGAUUGACAUGCUUUGCACGAUCACGGAUUAAAUAUUUAAAUGCUGGCUCAUAACUUCAAACAGGUAUUUGUAGAAGAUUAGUCUUUUAUUUAUCAAUAAGCAAUAAAAUAACUUGCAAUGAAAUUCACGCUGAAUGUCAGAGUUAUGGAGGCCACCAUUGUAACCGGUUCACACUUUACAAUGCUACAAAGUUAAGAGAAAGGAUUGUGAUCAAAAACCAUUUUUUCAUUAUUUAUUGUAAUUUAUUUAUUAUCAAAAAAUAGUUAUGCCAUGGACCACUAAGCUGCGGUUAGGCAGUUUGGAUCCCAGUCACCAUGGCUUAAUGGCCCUACACUGUACUGUGGCAAAAAGUUAUCUUUAUAUACUUCAUAUUAGUACUUAAGUGUUAUUUGUAUUGUCGCUGUUUUACAGGUUUAUUUAAAGAUUAAAAAAUAAUUUAAGUUACCUGUCUUAACAUUAUUUCAAAUGUUGUAAAUCUUUUCUCAGGUUUAGGUUAGCUCCAGCUUGCUUUUGUAAAAGCUAAUCAUUGUAACAGCUGUAACCGCUAUUCAUUAUAUUGUCUUUUUUUAACUAUCUUGGAUCUGAAGCAAAGAUUGUUUUUACCUUACGUUGACAUAUUCCCAGAAAGGAAGUUUAUGAUGUUUGGGCACCACUUUCCAGAGAACUGCAUACAGCUCACCACCUGUAGGGCUGAUAGUAGACCUUAACCUUUAUUCAGAGUGUUUAGUGAUGGAUCCUUGUUAGUGUGGAAAGCCUGACAAUCUAAAUUGAUUAUGCUUGAUUUACUUCUCAAGCACUACUGCUAUAAAUUCUUGGACAUUGUAACUAGCUCAAUUGUUGUUAACUUUUUGACAGAGUCAUGAAUGGCGAGAGCUUUGUCUGCUCUGGCUCUGUUAUUUUUAAUAUUCUUUCACCUGGAGUUUUGUAUUUAUAUGCUUAGCUGGUCUUUUAGCAGGUUUUUUAAUUAUUAAACAUUUUGAAGAAUGUUUAGUUUGCUAGGAUAUGGCUUUUCUUUUGGGUGUUCUAUGGAAGUUUCCACAAUAUCUGUGGUGGCUAAAUAAACUAAGGAUGAGGCUUGCUUUGUUUACUAUAAAAUAAGAUAUAACUAGUGCACUUUAUGGAUAAGUUGGAUAUGCCUGCAUUUUGAAAUCAGCAAUCUCAUAAUCUCACAAAAGAUCUGGCAUUGUCUAGAGACAGUAAGCACUAUUUAUUCUAUGACACUAGAAAGUUGAAGAGAGAGAAAGAUUUUAAAUUUUUUAGGCAUUCAAUCAACUUGUUGAUAAUGGUCAUCUCUCAGUUCUUGGCCUUCGCUUUGUAAUUAUUUGACCAGACAAAGUCAACAUUUCAAUUUAUUUUUGCUUCCAUUUAAAUUGUAAAGAUGUUGUCUUUCUCAGGCUCAGCCAUAGAAUCAAAUGCAAAAAAGUACCUAAUAUGUUUCAGGUUUUAAUAAAAGCUGGUCUUUUACUGGAUGUUCUUUGUGUUUUUAACAAACUUUCUUUUUCAAAUUGUCUGUCGCAUUUUAAAAUAACUGAGUUGCCUCCCAUUGUCUGAUUUUUUUCUUUUUUCUUUGAAGAAAAUGUUAAUAUGAAGGCAGCUUGAGAAAGAUGAGAUUGUUACAGGUUAGGAUGAUUUGCAUGUAGCAAAAUUUUCUCUACCUCAUUCAAAAGUUAUUAUUUUCUUUUGUGAUUGAAUGUUAUUACCCAGUGGUGUUUUGUCUAGUACCUGCAUGUCUGCUGCAGAACUAUCAUAGCUCUUUGGAGGUUUUUGUUAGCAUUUUAGACCGCUGCCAUAUCAUUGUCAGAAAUCUCUCCCUCUCGCAUUCUACCACCUCCUUUUCCCCGAAGUCUGUGACAAGAUAUUUAAAGUUUGUUGGUGAUAUAUUGUUCAGUUUGUUGGAAGUUUUCCUCUCACAGACACAUGGAAAAGGGUUAAAGUGGUGUUUGUGUGUGCGUGCGCAUGCAUGUGUUUCCCUUUUGUGGGUGUAUGUAUUUUGAAAGUGCACUUGAGUUUGUUCUGAAGCUCAUCUUCUAUUGUACCAAGUCAGUAAUAGUGGCUGAAUAAAAAUGGCAAUGUUUUGUCACA